CCCCCGUCGCGAGUCGCCGCAGCCCGUGCGGCUCCCAGGCAGCUCAUUUUCUCCUUCUCCAUGCAGAGAGAUGGGCAGCACGCAAACAUGGCCACCUGGCGAACGAGUGCCGUGUUAUUUCUGUUGGCGAUUGUGCUCCGAAGCAGUGUCGCUUUGAAGUGCAACUGUACCGAAUGCGAGAAGAACAAUUUCCAGUGUGAAACGGAUGGUGCAUGCAUAGCUUCCAUCUCCAACAUCAAUGGCUUGGAGCACCACAUCCGUGCCUGCAUUCCUCGUGCCAGCCUUGUUCCUGCAGGCCAGCCCUUCUACUGCCUUAGCUCCAAGGACUUGCUCAACACGCACUGCUGCUACACCGAUUUCUGUAAUAGCCUUGACCUCCGGGUGCCCAGUGGAAUCCCCGGAAUUGACUACUCGCCAUCAGGCUGGGGCUUAGUGGAGCUGGUGGCCGUGAUAGCUGGCCCGGUAUUCCUCUUCUGCGUGGUCCUCAUAGUGGCGGUGUUUCUCUUCCAACACCAUCAGCGCGUCUACCAUAACAGGCAGCGGUUAGACGUGGAGGAUCCUUCCUGUGACCACCUGUAUUUAGCCAAGGACAAGACACUGCAGGACCUCAUCUUUGACCUCUCCACUUCAGGGUCUGGUUCUGGGCUCCCACUGUUUGUCCAGCGCACGGUGGCCAGAACCAUCGUCCUACAGGAGAUCAUCGGUAAGGGCCGCUUUGGCGAGGUGUGGCGAGGAAAAUGGCGUGGAGGGGACGUGGCCGUGAAGAUAUUCUCAUCUCGAGAGGAACGCUCCUGGUUCCGCGAAGCCGAAAUUUACCAGACCAUCAUGCUGCGACACGAGAACAUCCUGGGAUUCAUUGCAGCAGACAACAAAGAUAAUGGCACCUGGACACAGCUGUGGCUGGUGUCGGACUACCAUGAGCACGGCUCUCUCUUUGACUACUUGAACCGCUACACGGUGACCAUUGAGGGCAUGAUCAAGUUGGCUCUUUCAGCAGCAAGCGGCUUGGCACACUUACACAUGGAGAUUGUUGGCACUCAAGGUAAGCCUGGCAUUGCCCACCGAGAUCUGAAGUCCAAGAAUAUCCUGGUAAAGAAGAAUGGCACGUGUGCCAUUGCUGACCUGGGCCUGGCUGUACGACACGACUCUGUAACGGACACCAUUGACAUCGCUCCCAAUCAGCGUGUGGGGACAAAACGGUACAUGGCUCCAGAAGUUCUGGAUGAGACCAUUAACAUGAAGCAUUUUGAUGCCUUCAAGUGUGCUGACAUCUAUGCACUUGGCCUUGUCUACUGGGAAAUCGCCCGAAGGAGUAAUGCUGGAGGGAUCCACGAGGAAUAUCAGCUGCCCUACUAUGACCUCGUGCCCUCGGACCCCUCGAUUGACGAGAUGCGGAAGGUGGUUUGUGACCAGAAGCUCCGCCCCAACAUCCCUAACUGGUGGCAGAGUUACGAGGCUCUACGUGUGAUGGGGAAAAUAAUGCGCGAAUGCUGGUACGCAAAUGGAGCAGCGAGGCUUACCGCUCUGAGGAUCAAGAAGACUCUGUCUCAGCUGAGCGUUCAGGAGGACGUGAAAAUGUAGCUGUUGGGAGAGAUGGAGCCAAAGGACACUUUGUGCAGGAGAUGAGGGGUGGGGUGGGGUGGGUGGGAGGUUUAUGGGGGUACGAGUAAGCAAAGGACAAAAGAUGCACACAAGGAUAUACGGCCUGCCAGAAAAGCCACAAGUCACAAGGCCUACCUCACCUUUAUGCACCAAAACUACUGAGUUUCCCAACCCCUGCCCACCCGCAUGUACCGAUUACCUGCGUUCUUUUAUUACCGCUAUGUGUGGCUCUCCGUGAGAA
This is a messenger RNA of Polypterus senegalus (gray bichir), 1843 nucleotides long. RefSeq names its product activin A receptor type 1Ba (gene acvr1ba). Bases 61 to 1581 code for a protein of 506 amino acids. The transcript is spliced from 9 exons. Gene Ontology annotation, biological process: activin receptor signaling pathway; cellular response to growth factor stimulus; protein phosphorylation. The record is from RefSeq and is a predicted model, not a curated record. NCBI's taxonomy places the organism in Eukaryota, Metazoa, Chordata, Cladistia, Polypteriformes, Polypteridae. Gene Ontology annotation, cellular component: activin receptor complex; plasma membrane. Gene Ontology annotation, molecular function: activin binding; activin receptor activity, type I; ATP binding.